GGCACUGCAUGACCAAACCUGAGUUGAUCUUCAACUUAGAGCAUGGGCUUGGGCCAUGGAGCCCAGCAGACGCCUCCGUCUGGGACCUCUCAGGUGUCAACAAAAUGAGUAGCCUGGUUGAGACCAGCCGGAAAAAUGGAGACAGACAUUUCUGGCAAAUUGAAAUCAACAGCAAUACAUCAAAUGAAGAACUUGUUGAAGCAGAACUAAAGAUUCAUGAAGAGAUCCACCGAGGGACAAAAUCCUAUGAAUGUGAAGUAUGUUUGGAAGCAUUUUACCUGAAGUCACACUAUAGCAAAAAUCAGAGAUAUCACACAUGCGAGAAUCCAUAUGACUGUAAGGAGUGUAGACAAGCUUUCUAUUCUAAGUCUACCUUCAGUCGAUAUCAGCGGCUCGAGAAAGGGGAGAAACCCCAUGCAUGUCUAGAAUGUGGGAAGACCUUCUACUGCAAGUCACACCUCACUGUGCAUCAGAGGACUCACACAGGCGAGAAGCCCUAUGACUGUAAAGAAUGCAGGAAAGCUUUCUACAGCAAGUCACAGCUCAAUGUCCACCUGAGAAUUCAUACAGGGGAGAAGCCUUAUGAAUGUAAAGACUGUAGAAAAGCCUUCUACCGAAAUUCUGACCUCACUGUGCAUCAGAGGACUCACACAGGCGAGAAGCCCUAUGAAUGUAAAGUAUGCAAUAAAGCUUUCUACUGCAAUUCACAGCUCACUGUCCAUCACAGGACUCACACAGGUGAGAAGCCCUAUGAAUGUAAAGUAUGCAAUAAAGCUUUCUACUGCAAGUCACAACUCGCUGUCCAUCACAGGACUCACACAGGUGAGAAGCCGUAUGCAUGUAAAGAAUGCAGGAAGGCAUUCCAGUGCAGGUCAGACCUCACUCGACAUCGGAGAACUCAUACUGGUGAGAGACCGUAUGAAUGUAACGAGUGCAGGAAAGCAUUCUAUCGCAAGUCAGACCUCACUGUCCAUCAGAGGACUCAUACAGGUGAGAAGCCCUAUGAAUGUAAAGAAUGCAGGAAAGCUUUCUACUGUAACUCACAACUCACUGUACAUCAAAGACAUCACACAGGUGAGAAGCCUUAUGAAUGUAAAGACUGUGGGAAAGCCUUUCAGUGCAAGUAUGAACUCACUCGACAUCAGAGAACACACACAGGGGAGAAACCUUACGUAUGUCUAGAAUGCAAGAAAGCUUUCUAUACCAAGUCAGAUCUCACUCGGCAUCUGAAAACACAUGCAGGUGGCAAACCCUGAAUAUAAACAGUACAGAAAAGCUUGACACAAAAGUCAGGCCCUAACUGGCAUCAGAGAACACACAUAAAAUCUUUUUACCAUAUAAUUAGACCUUACUUAACAUCAGUGAAUUCAUACAGAUGCAAAAAACCCAUGAAAAUAAAGUGAGAAAGCUCCCUGCUUUAGCUCAUUUCCAUGUACAGACCAGUAAAUUUAGGGAAUGUGAGAAGACUUCAUGUGGUUGAAUCCCAUGUGACAUCAUGUAGUAUGUACAGGUGAAUGGCCCUUCCAAUAUAAAGAAUGCUAGAACACUUUUUUAAACCAUAAAGUGCAUCCAGUGGGCAGGAAAGCUCCUACAGGUAGACUUUAUCAAUAUGUAUAACACCAAAAACUUUGAUACCUAAGUCAGACCUCAGCCUAUAUCAAAAACCUCAUAAAGAUGCAUAUACUGCAUAUACAGGAAGUGAGUUAGCCAGGUAUAGGUUUUCAUCCUGACCCAUGUGGGUGAUCUUGGCAGAGACUUAUUUGGACUUGAUGUUUAGCUGCAUAGCAAGACACCAAACUAAAAGAUUGGGAAAGCCAGGUGUGGUGGUGCACACCUUUAAUCCUAGCACUCAGGAGGCAGCAUCGUUGUGUGGAUCACUGUGAGUUUGAGGCUAACCUGGUCAACAUAGUGUGUUCUGGACCAGCUAGGGCUAUAUAGUGAAAUCCUGUCACAAAAAAAUGAGAAAAUCUUAAUGACAGUAGACGCCAUAUUGUUGUUAAACCAUCAGAAAGGAAAGCAUGACAGAAGCUUUUUAAAUAGUACCUGAAACUCAACUGACAUGAGAAACAACAAAAUGAUAAUAAAGCACAAGAGCGUGAUACAGGAGUAUGGAUGGGUACCAUGUUUCAUCUGGCUCUGCAUCAGUAUAAGAAUUUCAGUAUCAGCUGUAUACACACAUAUUAGAAAUCCCAUCAGUCUACAGAUUACAGACGCUCCCAUGUUAGCAAGCAUGACAUCACUUGUGAAGGUGAGAACAUGUUUGAAUUUUUAAAAUUGGUUGAACCUGGGAUGUGGCUCAGUCACGGCGCACUUGUGAGGCACAGGCAUUUCCUCUGUCAUAUUUGAGACUUCCUCCCUGUCACUCAGGUUUUCAGUGUUCAUGCUCAUGAGUCAGUUGUAGAAAGUAGAAGCAGUUGUGAAGGCACUGUAACAAACUGGCCAUGCGUUACUGUGAGCACUGUCUGUGUGAUCACACCUUUUCAGAGAAGGAGGUACACUAUGCAGGCCAGGCUGACUUUGAAUCCUUUGUGUCCUGGGCUCUUCUCAUAUUCAUGAUCAUACUGCCUCGUGCUCUUGAGAGCUUGGAUUAGAGGAAUGGUCUUCCAUGCAACCAUGUAUCCUUUUAAUAUGUGAAAAAUUUUCAGUAAAAGUUCAACAUUUUAUAUAUCAUAAAUUUGGGGGAGAAAAUUUCAGUUUAUGUAACUUGCAUGUUAAUUUCCAGAUGGAACUGUUCGAUAUGUUAUUGGAAAUCACACAUUCAACUAUAUACUACCAAAUAAACACAACAAUAUUUCCAGCCAGUGUA
Messenger RNA from Peromyscus californicus insignis, 2806 nucleotides. RefSeq names its product zinc finger protein 73-like. NCBI's taxonomy places the organism in Eukaryota, Metazoa, Chordata, Mammalia, Rodentia, Cricetidae. The record is from RefSeq and is a predicted model, not a curated record. The transcript has 3 exons. Bases 9 to 1256 code for a protein of 415 amino acids.